GUCAAUCCCAAGAAAAAGUUUAGUUUGUUCUCGGCGGGCGUGCGGUAAACUGAUAACAUAUUAAAACAAUAUGGAACGCUGGCAAAAUCGCGUUGCUGUCGUCACCGGGGCUAGCUGCGGCAUCGGCAAGGCAAUUGCCGACGACCUGGUUAAGGCUGGAUUGAGAGUAGUUGGUCUGGCCCGACGAUACGACCGAAUGACUGAGAAUAGAGCCAGGCUUCCGGAAGCACUUCAGUCACGCUACUUCAUUCGAAAGUGUGAUAUCUCCGUCGAGUCCGAAGUGAAACAAGCUUUCGAUUGGGUCGAACACAGUCUCGGAGGCACCGAUAUUCUUAUCAACAAUGCUGGAAUAGUUCGACCGGGUAACAUCGUCGACAUGGACUCACAGAUGAUCGACGAGGUUUUCAAUACAAAUGUCAAAGGAUUGAUAUAUUGCUCGCAGGCAGCUUUCAAGAGCAUGAGUGAUCGGAAGUUCGCGGGUCAUAUUGUGCACAUAAAUAGCAUUCUGGGGCAUAAUGUUCUAGGUGGAACACCAGAAGCACCAAGCUUGAAUGUCUACCCGCCUUCGAAGUACGCAGUGACAGCUAUAAACGAGACCCUCCGGAAUGAACUGAGGGUUCUGGGGACGAAAAUCAAAACAACUAGCAUCAGUCCUGGCAUCACAAAAACCGAAAUUGCACCACCGGAAUUGUAUGAUUUGUUCGAUGCUCUCCUAAUGCCAGAAGAUGUGUCUCAAGCUGUGUUGUUUUGUAUUGCAACGCCACCUCACGUCCAGAUUCAUGAAAUGGUUAUAAAACCCGUUGGAGAAAUUGUCUAGAAAUACCCUAAUAUUUUAUGUACUUAACCCAUUGUGUAUUUCGACUCAAUUUCUUAAUAUGUAAUAUUCAAUUUAAGGGAGGGUUUUUUUGUGUUGAUGUUGUUUUUUAAGUUAUUAUGUUUCAAAAACGAUUUUGUAUUUUUGUUAUCAAUAUUUUUUUGUAUUGUUUCUUAAUUUUGUGUACCUAUUUCUUUCUUGGAAGAGUGAUGCGAUAGAGAUGGAGAUAAAAAAGCUAAUUAUAGUAAAAAUAAAAUUGAUGACCGAAAAAAAAACGUAUUGCUGAUAAAGAAAAUUGAUUCGGAAUGAUGUGAUGUUGAACCGGAAUAGAGUGAAAUAAAUCAUAUUAAAUUUCCUAAUCUUUAUCAUGACUAAACAAAUCUUUCGGAAAUGUUUAGUCAGAUGCAAGUGAAGAGGAAAAUUCUUAUCAAUUUGAUGCGAUGCAUUUAAAGAAUUAUUCAAUUUUUUUUUUAUCAAAAAUGAUGAUUUGCAUAUUUUAAACGACCUAAGCAAAUUGUUGUCGUUUAUUAUUUACGCGUUUAUACAAGUAUAUAAGUAUACAAUUCUUCAAACUUCGAAAGAAGUUGAAUAAUAAAAUAAAUGGUAUUGAAGCUAA
Eupeodes corollae is the source of this 1430-nucleotide messenger RNA. Its product is annotated as farnesol dehydrogenase-like. Gene Ontology annotation, molecular function: oxidoreductase activity. The transcript has 2 exons. Bases 71 to 817 code for a protein of 248 amino acids. The record is from RefSeq and is a predicted model, not a curated record. NCBI's taxonomy places the organism in Eukaryota, Metazoa, Arthropoda, Insecta, Diptera, Syrphidae.